This is a messenger RNA of Mercenaria mercenaria, 4717 nucleotides long. RefSeq names its product surfeit locus protein 6 homolog. The transcript is spliced from 4 exons. Gene Ontology annotation, molecular function: RNA binding; DNA binding. The coding region runs from base 574 to 1908 and encodes 444 amino acids. Gene Ontology annotation, cellular component: nucleolus. Gene Ontology annotation, biological process: ribosomal large subunit biogenesis; ribosomal small subunit biogenesis. Lineage: Eukaryota; Metazoa; Mollusca; Bivalvia; Venerida; Veneridae. The record is from RefSeq and is a predicted model, not a curated record.
UGAUAGUUUCCUGUUCCGCUCUUGAUAUAUACUGUUUUACAUUUAAGAAAUAAUACGUUCCCAAACGUGGUUAAACAGAAUAACCAGUGUUUCGAGUUCUAAUGCGUAAGAAUAUAUCUGACACAAAGGCCAUAGGCCUGAGUGGUAUGUUUCACUUAAGAAUGAAAAACUCUGGUUUUUCUACGAUAAAUCACACUUGGGAGCUUAUUAUUUCGAUUCUAACACAACAUACUAGUAUCAACAGUGUUAGGACAAAUGGUAACUAUUUUUUACGACCGUGCUAUGCACCUGGAUCGAAUGACGUCAUUCCAUGCGCAAGGUUUAUUGCAGAAUCACCUGAGAUAGAUUUUGCUCUACAUGUAUGUAGGUUAUUUGCGGGUUGUAUUAGAUUACUGUGUUAAUACAAUGCAGACCGAACUAGAACUUUACUUGUCCGAAUUAUUUCCGUAUUUGUAGGAUAUAUAGAACCUACAUAGUAUAUUACCGGUAUAUCCUGGUUGUUUUUUGUUUUCAGAUCUACAAGUUUUGGAUAACAAAGUAUCUUAUUAAGGGAAUUCAAACUGUAUAAAGAUAAUGGUAGAUAGUGAAGAAUCUGGAACAGGGCAGCGUGUAGUAAGCAUUGCUGAAGAUAAUGAAUACUUCGAAAGAAUGUGGAAUUUGGUUCCCCCUUUAGUGACUGCAGAACUGGAACCAGAAGGCAAACUGAAGGCAGAAGAAGUCGCAAAAGCUGAAGCCAAAAUGAAGAAAAAGGCCAAAAAGGAAAAGAAAAGAGAAAAACACAGGAAGAAGGAAAGCUCUGUAAAUUCUGACACAAAACCAGAGGAGGAUGUACAAAAGCCAACAAAGAAACAUGAAAGGGAUGUUGAUGAUACGGAGUAUACAUCAUUAAAACCUAAAAAGCAGAAAGUAAAUCAUAUAGAGGAACCAUUGACUGUUAACCACACAGCUGCCACUGACACAUCAGACUCUGACGUGUCGUCUGAACCAGACGAUUCCACUACAAAACCCAAUACAGUUUCCGUGCAAGUACAAAACAUUCCUGUUAAAGGGAAAAAGAAACCUAUAGGUCAAAAAUCUUUACACAAACAGAGAGAACAGUGUUCAAAAGUAACAAGUACUGUUAGUAAUACAGAAGCUGGACCAUCAACGUCUUGUGUAGCGUUAACGAAUGAUUUGUCCAAGGGGGAUAUUCUUCAAGCAGCUAGUAUAAACAGUAUUGAAGACAAACGUGAAAAACUUCGGGUGAAAAUUGCUGAAUUACAAGCCAAAAGAAAACCAAGCAACAAGGAAAGGUUAGAAAAGAAGAAACUGAAAAGACAAGAAAGUAAAAUGAAGUUAAAACAGAAACGUAAAUUAGAAAAAUUACAAAAGAAACAAAACAAACAAAGUGGUGAAGGUUCAAAACCUACUAAAGGCAAUUUGAAUAAGGGUGCUAACACACCGGUGAAGCCAGUUUAUAACAAUGAAGGCCAGAUGGUUUUCAGUAAGUUUGAUUUCACGGAUUCCGCUAAGAAGGAAAAACGUCACAACGAUCUUGGCGGAAAAGACUAUAAAAGGUUGCUGGAAAAGAUCGAGAAGCGAAAUGAGAAAAUAAACAAAGUGAAAAGCAAAGACGAGAGUGCUGGGAAAGUAUUGGAAGAAAAAUUUAAGUGGGAGUCUGCUUUACAUAAAGCUGAAGGUGAGAAAGUGAAAGACAAUCCAGAAUUGUUGAAAAAAGCAUUGAAACGGAAAGAGAAAUUGAAAGACCAAAAGAAAAAGAAAUGGGAUAAAAGAGUGGAACAUGUGGAGAAAACGAAGGAUGAGAAACAAAAGAAAAGAAAUGAGAAUAUACAGAAAAGGAAACAGAACAUGAAAGACAAAAAACUGAAGAAAUUAAAAAAGAAAGGAAGAAUUCUGCCAGGAUUUUAAAUAUAGAAUAUAAUCUGUGAAAAUGAAUUUGUUACAACUUUGGACUUUGACUUAUGACGAUAAUAAGGUUUAAAUGUUAAUAUUUGCACACUUUAAAGCCUGUAAGAUUCUCUCAAAAAAGUUUGAAAUAAAUUUAGUCAAGUAGCUCGCUUCAUUUAAAUUUGAAGUGGUAAAAUUAGAUUUUACAAUUUUUUUCUGUGUUGUAAGAAAGUGAACUUCAUCUGAAUUUGGUUGAAGUUGAAGUGUUCUGAAUUUGGACUCCACAGACAUUUUAAAAUAAAUGUUAAAAUAAACUCUAUAUACUACACAUAUUGUAGGUGUGCAACUAUGAAAUAACAACCUCUGUAGGGCUAGUACCUAUCAUCUGUAAUUUUUUUUAAUACACUGAAAAUGCAAAAUCUUUAAUAUAUGCAGGGCUCUCGCGACUGGGCGACUUGAGCAAAAUAGGCGCUCUAGAAAUUCAAACUUCGCUCAAAUCUAACCUCAAAGCGAAAUGCAAGUCGCCCGAUUUUCUUUGAUUUCCGCACUCGCUAAGUACUGAUUUCCGCACUCGCUAAUUACUGCUACCCAGACUGUUGACAAUUUGCACCGUGUCAUAAUGAGUGUCGAAUACACAAACACACGCCGGCAGCAUAAUUUAAGCUCCGCCUACCUCAGGUACUUGCGAGAUUAUGCCGAGAAGUGUGAAAGCGAAUCAAAUUAUCCGAUACACCAGAGUCUGUUGUGUUAAGCCAAUCAGCGCCGCGUUUACGUCUGACACUUCGCGUUAAUUGUCAACAUGUUCGAGUGCAAAAAAAACAAUGUUUUAUUAAAGAAACUGCUGAUUAACUAUGCGAUUAAUUGGAAUAUGGUUCACAAUUAUUUGUUAUCUAUGAUAAAAGAACGGCAUGUAAUGUAUUAACUACAUUAAAUUGACUCCCAUCGAUGAAUUUAUUUGAAUAUGUAUUUCUAGAUUACUGUACACAUUUUACUUUCAGUUUUAUAUUUCGAGUGAGAUACUGACAUUCUUCGGUGAAUGACGCGGUGCAAAGAGCUAUAAAAAAUAAAUACACUUCUACUUCUUUGCUCGGUGUUAAUAAUAAACACUUCAUACAUGUACAAGAUAUAACCAAAAUUCGGCGUGUUACAUUUAUAGCAUCGGCUUGAAUUUUGAAAACGACGUUUUUCAGAAUUUUGUAAGAAAACGAUAACCACUGUAUGGGAAAUGAUCUAACUAAGAAAAUGAACGGUCACAUCAAUGUUUUUUAUCAAGAAACAAGAAAAUUACAGCCACCUUUCGAAUCACUCAACGUCAUUGCGGUAGAAAGUCUUCCCACUUCUCCCUAAAGUCUCCCCACUUCUCCCUAAAACAGCUUGAGGGAGAAGUGACUUCUCCCAAAAAUUUGGACCUAGCUAGACCCCUGAUAUGUUCAUGAGAGGUUACUGUUAUUCCUGUUCCCAUUCUAUUGUGUCUCUAGUUUGCCAUAAUUUAGCUAAGUAGACCCGAUUCUUCUACUAAAGAAUUGUAAUGGUAUUCAGAAAAUGUCAAACGGUAACUACAACAAAAUCUUGGCAAAAUAUUAAUAAAUUAACUAAUUUCUGUUUCGUACUUUAUUAACUUUGACCUAAAUAAAAUGUUACUAUUUGGCUUCUAGAGUUAAUAAAAGAUUUACAAAAUGAAUGAUUUUCAGGGUGGUUGGGGAAUUUGUACACCCGAAAAGGAGUCAAAAGUAUAUUCUCUGAUAGGGGAAUACGUUUUCCUAUUUCUUUUGUUUGAAAUUGAUCAAAAUAUAUAUAUGUUAAAACAGGUGCUGACAAAUUGCUUUAACAAUUGCCUGACAUUUGACAAACAUGACAGACAUUUUCAUUAUUUGAAAACGUUUUUCCAAUUGUGGUAGUAUUAUGAUUAUAUUAAAACAUUUAUGAUUUGAGCUGUGCCAUGAGAAAACCAACAUAGUGCAUUUUCAACCAGCAUGGAUCCAGACCAGCCUUUGCAUCUGCGCAUUCUGGUCAGGAUCCAUGCUGGUCGCAAAUGCACUAUGUUGGUUUUCUCAUGGCGAAGCUCAUUUAAGAUUUAACAGUUACUGACAAGCCACCAAAACAUUACAUUUUCUAUCAAUGGAGACCAUUCACUACCAGUUUGAAAAGUGUUUUUGUAAAUUGUCUGACAUAUGGUCCAAACAUAUGGUCUUGGACCCCAAAAAUGUUCUCAGACCUUGAAAUUAUCCAGACCUGUAAGAUGUGCCUGCUUUACUGGUUAUCACCUUGCAUCUCGCAGUUGAUAUGGUUAAAAUGUGACAGAUCGCUGAUUUAGAAUUUUAUGUAUAGUCCUCAGGUAUAUUUAAGCUGUAACACUUGCAUUUAAAAUGUGAUUUUUUUUCACUCAGUGGUGAUACGUUUUCAUUUUCAGUCAUUUAUUGAAAUAAAAACAGUUGGUUAUAUCCCUGUAGUCUGGCUGUUACCAGGGGUCAGUUGUGAUUAACAUAAGUUGUGUUUUUAGGGGCAUUUUCUGUUAUAAUAAAAAAUGACAUAUUUGUAGGGAUGGCAAUGAAUAUUGCUAACCUUUAGAAAAUUUUAUUUGUCAUAAAUUGAUGUAAAUCCAUUGCAACUUGUCUUGUUCUCAGUAAGUGUGAACCGCAAGUUAUUGAAAAUCAUCAGGCAGCACUUAUGUCUUGAAUUUUGAUGAAAGUAAAAGAUGUAUUUGAGAAAGGAAAAUGCUGAAAAGUAUAGAAAACAAGUUUAUUGUGAUACAGAACAUUUUGUACUGAAACAAACUAAUUUUCUCUAUGAAAUAAUGUCGAUGUUAAAGCUGUAAUAAAUUGUGUAAGAG